GCUCGUGUCGCGUCCUCGACGAUAACAGAAAAAGAUUAGUAGAAGCUUUCUCUUUUAGUUGUCCGCUUUUGUGCAACCAUCUCAUUUUUUCGACGCAACGCCACAACUCUGCAAACUUAUUCACUCAUCGUUACAUACGUACAGAUCCACGUGAGGUAUCUCCAACAUGGACGCUACGAACCGCAGCCUUUCCUACCUCUGCUGUGUCGGCGGCUCUCUGAAGCCAUGGGCUGAGGGCCAGGACGAGGGUGACGACAAGUAUGAGAGCUUGCAGGGCCCCGGCGAUCGCAACCUCACCGGCUCCGUGAACGACAAGCGCAUUUGCGUGCCGCAAAAAAUUGACCCGAAGACUUUCUUCGCCAACGAGCGCACGUUUCUGAAGUGGCUUUCCAUUUCGGUGAUGGUCGGCCUCAUGUCCCUCACCCUCCUCAACUUCGGUGACUCCACGAGCAACGGGGCAGAGCUGGCAGGCUUGCUGUUGCUGCCGGUCUCCAUUAUCUUUAUGGUGUACUCGCUCUUCAUCUUCCGCGACCGCGCCAACAAGAUUUACAUGCGUGAGCCGAUGCGCUACGAUGACACCCGUGGCCCUACCAUGCUUGUCCUCGUGCUGGGCUCCGCGCUGGUUCUCGCGACCAUCUUCUCUCUCCAGCGCCAGUACUCGCAGACGGUGGUUUCUUCCUUCUCCGACUCGACGCGCUUCUCGCGGUAA
Molecule: messenger RNA, 709 nt
Organism: Leptomonas pyrrhocoris
Lineage: Eukaryota; Euglenozoa; Kinetoplastea; Trypanosomatida; Trypanosomatidae
Exons: 1
Coding region: 167-709 (180 amino acids)
Source: RefSeq, a predicted model, not a curated record